This is a messenger RNA of Catharus ustulatus (Swainson's thrush), 2438 nucleotides long. RefSeq names its product arylsulfatase family member I (gene ARSI). The transcript is spliced from 2 exons. Lineage: Eukaryota; Metazoa; Chordata; Aves; Passeriformes; Turdidae. Bases 190 to 1914 code for a protein of 574 amino acids. The record is from RefSeq and is a predicted model, not a curated record.
GAUUAAGCUCUUUGUGCGCACGCGAGUGUGCCUUGAUGGAAGCUGCUCCCGCAAAACCAGCUGCGGGGGCUGUGGGGAGCAUCCCGUAGGUCAGGGAGCCCUCCCGGAGGAGGGGCAGAGCUCCUGUUUUCGUGGCUCUGAGACCAUGCCGGGACAGUAACUCCUUGGCAGGCAGUACCGUGCUUCGGGAUGGCCGUCUAUGCCCUCACGGGCUUCUCACUCGUCAGCCUGCUCAGCUUUGGCUAUUUAUCUUGGGACUGGAUGAAGCCCAGUUUGGUGGCCGACGUGGCCACGGACCCCAUGGAGAAAUCACUGCCUCCCACCUUCAGCAGGCCACCCCACAUCAUCUUCAUUCUGACCGAUGACCAGGGCUACCACGACAUCGGCUAUCACGGCUCAGAUAUCCAGACACCAACGCUGGACAGGCUGGCAGCAGAGGGUGUGAAGCUGGAGAACUACUACAUCCAGCCCAUCUGCACCCCGUCCCGGAGCCAGCUGAUAACUGGCAGGUACCAGAUCCAUACCGGACUUCAGCACUCCAUCAUCCGCCCUCGGCAGCCCAACUGCCUGCCCCUCAACCAGGUCACCCUGCCACAGAAGCUGCAGGAAGCCGGCUACUCCACACACAUGGUGGGCAAGUGGCACCUUGGCUUCUACAAGAAGGAGUGCCUGCCCACUCGCCGGGGCUUCGACACCUUCCUGGGCUCCCUGACGGGCAACGUGGAUUACUACACCUACGACAACUGCGACGGGCCGGGCGUCUGCGGCUACGACCUGCACGAAGGGGAGGACGUGGCUUGGGACCAGAGCGGGAAAUAUUCCACCUUCCUCUACGCCCAGCGUGUCAGCAAGAUCCUGGCAUCCCACAGCCCAAAGGAGCCCAUCUUCAUCUACGUGGCCUUCCAAGCAGUCCACACGCCCCUGCAGUCCCCCAAGGAGUACAUCUACCGCUACCGCUCCAUGGGCAACGUCGCCCGCCGCAAGUACGCGGCCAUGGUGACCUGCAUGGACGAGGCGGUGAAGAACAUCACCUGGGCCCUCAAGAAGUAUGGUUAUUAUGACAACAGUGUGAUCGUGUUCUCCACGGACAACGGUGGGCAGACCUUCUCUGGUGGAAGCAACUGGCCACUGCGGGGUCGCAAAGGGACGUACUGGGAAGGGGGAGUGCGUGGCAUUGGUUUUGUCCACAGCCCCCUGAUCAAACGCAAGCGUCGGACAAGUUGGGCACUGGUUCACAUCACAGACUGGUACCCGACUCUGGUCAGCCUGGCCAGGGGCAACCUGAGCAAUGUCCAAGGCUUGGAUGGCUACGAUGUCUGGCCUGCUAUCAGUGAGGGCAAGGAGUCGCCACGCACCGAAAUCCUGCACAACAUCGACCCCUUGUACAACCACGCCAAGUACGGUUCCUUGGAGGAUGGCUUUGGCAUCUGGAACACGGCUGUGCAAGCUUCCAUCCGGGUUGGGGAGUGGAAGCUCCUCACUGGCGACCCAGGAUACAGCGACUGGAUACCCCCACAGACCCUGACCAACUUCCCGGGGAGCUGGUGGAACCUGGAGCGUCUCACUGAUGGCCUGAGGAAGUCCGUGUGGCUCUUCAACAUCACUGCCGACCCCUACGAGCGCUAUGACCUCUCAGAGCAGCGCCCAGACGUGGUCAGGACCCUCCUGAUGAGGUUGGUGCACUACAACCGGACGGCCAUCCCAGUGAGGUACCCUGCAGAGAACCCCCGGGCUCACCCAGACUUCAACGGCGGCGCCUGGGGACCUUGGGCCAGCGAGGAUGAUGGGGAGGAGUGGGAAGGUGGCCGAGAGCCCCUGAAAGGCAGGAACAAGAAGAAGAAGAAAUGCAAGAUCUGCAAGCUGCGCUCCUUCUUCCGCAAGCUGAACACCAGGCUCAUGUCCAACCGCAUCUGACAGGACACUCCCCCAGCAUCCACCCAUCCUGGCCAGGGUGGAGCUCUGGACUGCAGUGCUGUGGGGUGGGAGCGAGGGAGAAGGACAGGCAGGGAGGUGGCCAGUGCUCUCUUGCUCUCCCUUGCUCCAGGGUUCACUCCAAAACACCUCCUCUCCCUGGCUGGAGUGGUUGCCGCAGGGAGUUGCCCCCAGUGGGUGAGGAAGGGUGAUGUGGUCUCUGCUGCGGUGCUUGGUGGUGGUGAAUGACUGUGCUGAGCUGGGCUGGCCCUGCACAGCUGCUUCCAAAGAGAGAGACCCUUUCCUCAAGGAUUCUGCAACCAAUCAUAAGCUUUAAGUGUUGGCCAUUGCAAGGGCAGGAGGAAGCAUGGGGAGCUCUGCCUUCGUGUUAACUCUUGUGAUUUCUGUCUAUUUACUGCUGGCUCUCAGCCUGCAGCCAAGCACCUGCAACCUUUGCUCUUGCUCUGGGAACUCGAGGGCCUCCCCCAAACCCAAGACCACCUUGCUUCUUUGUGGAGGGAUGGAUU